ACAGUAAAAACCCGAGUGAUUACCAAUGAUUAUACCGGAAGACUCCGAAUCCACCGCGUUUACGCCACCGCCAUCAACCCGUCACCAAGCAAUCAAAGCAGCCAUUCCGAUUCUGUCUUCCAUUCCCCUCUCCUCUCCAUUUAUUUAUUCAUUCAUUCACUCGUUUCCUUUACUUCGCCUCUCUCAGCUUGGCUUGCUCGCUUUCAUAUUUGCCCUUUUUAAAACAACCAGUUCGCUUUCAUGAUCCUUCACUCCACUUACUAAUCUCACACUUACUCUCUGCUUGCCUGCUGCUCAAACUAGUGCAGAAAGGGGAAAGACCCCAUUCUUUCAGGGGAGCUCCCAAAACUAAUACAAUGGGCAUCAAGGACAAUCCGAAUGGGAUCAGAUCACGAAGCCCGAUAUCGAUAUUCCUUGUCAUGUGCUUGUGCUGUUUCUUUUACCUCUUGGGGACAUGGCAGAGAAGUGGGUUUGGGAAAGGAGACACCAUAGCCAGGGAGAUAGCUCAACAAGAAGAUUGUGACGUUGUAAAAAAUCUGAACUUUGACUCGCAUCACAGCAUCGAGAUAAUGGAGCAGUCCAAAGUCGUGGGCAAGGUGUACAAGCCGUGUGAUGUUAAGUACACGGACUACACACCUUGUCAGGAGCAAGAUCGGGCGAUGAAGUUCCCAAGGGAGAAUAUGGCGUACAGGGAGAGGCACUGUCCUCCAGAAGAGGAGAAAUUGCGCUGCCUAAUACCUGCUCCCAAGGGAUACACCGCACCAUUUCCAUGGCCAAAGAGUCGUGACUACGUGUACUAUGCUAAUGUUCCGUUUAAGAGCUUGACUGUGGAGAAAGCUAAUCAGAACUGGGUCGAGUAUCAGGGCAACGUGUUCAAGUUUCCAGGAGGUGGGACCAUGUUUCCACAGGGCGCUGAUGCUUACAUCGAUGAGCUAGCUUCGGUUAUACCGAUAGCAGAUGGCUCGGUUAGAACAGCACUCGAUACUGGAUGUGGGGUUGCAAGCUGGGGAGCUUAUAUGCUGAAGAGAAAUGUGUUGCCUAUGUCUUUUGCACCUCGCGAUAAUCAUGAAGCACAAGUGCAAUUUGCUUUGGAGAGAGGCGUGCCAGCUGUUAUUGGGGUUCUUGGGACAAUGCAUCUUCCAUACCCAUCAAGAGCCUUUGAUAUGGCACAGUGCUCUAGAUGUUUGAUUCCAUGGACGGCCAAUGAGGGAAUCUAUUUGAUGGAAGUUGAUCGAGUUCUUAGACCAGGAGGAUACUGGGUCCUUUCUGGUCCUCCCAUCAACUGGAAGACCUACUACAAGACGUGGAAACGAACUAAGCAGGAUCUCCAGGCUGAGCAGAAGAGGAUCGAAGAUCUUGCUGAAAGCCUUUGCUGGGAGAAGAAGUAUGAGAAGGGUGAUGUUGCUAUCUGGAGGAAAAUGUCUAGUGAUGAAAACUGCAGUAGCAAGAAGUCUGUCAACUUGUGUAAUUCAGCGGACACUGAUGAUGUCUGGUACAAGGAAAUGGAGAAGUGCAAAACCCCUUACCCUGAAACUGGAGGUGCUGCCGAGCUAAAGAAGUUCCCUGAGAGGCUAUUUGCAGUGCCUUCCCGCGUAUCAGAUGGGCUCGUGGAUGGAGUAACAGCAGAGUCUUACCUAGAGGACAAUCAACUCUGGAAGAAGCGUGUAAAGGGUUACAAGAGAAUCAAUAGGUUGAUUGGCACAGGAAGGUACAGGAAUGUGAUGGACAUGAAUGCUGGACUUGGUGGAUUCGCAGCAGCACUUGAAUCGCCCAAAUCCUGGGUGAUGAAUGUCGUGCCUACGAUCGAGAAGAACACAUUGGGUGUUGUUUAUGAACGAGGGUUGAUUGGAAUAUAUCACGACUGGUGUGAGGGAUUUUCGACAUACCCAAGGACGUACGAUCUUAUUCAUGCCGACCACUUGUUUAGCUUGUACAAGAACAAGUAAGCGCAAUUGUGUCUCCUUCUUUGCACUUACUUCUAAACACAGUUUCCAUUUCCUUACCAACAAGUUGAAAAGGCCCUUGAUUUCCAUUCUUCGGUAUCAAUUGAGAAACUAAAUUCAUUUUAGCCAAUUCCUAAACCAUCCCAGCGGCUUUCGUUGUAGGAUUGUGCUUGGCUGUGUAGGAAUCAUUAAACAUACAACCUGCUACGACUUCUCCAUGUCAAUACCACUACUUGAAUUGAACUCACAACUCUUAAACACGUACUUGAUCAACUGUGUGCCAACCUGUGGGUGAUAACAACAGGUGCAAUCUUGAAGACAUACUUCUGGAAAUGGACCGAAUCCUGCGGCCAGAAGGCACAGUAUUGAUAAGAGACGAGGUCGAUGUGCUGAACGAGGUGAUGAGCAUUAGCAACGGCAUGAGAUGGGAUACGAGAAUGCUGGAUCAUGAAGACGGCCCCCUUGUCCCCGAGAAAAUACUGGUUGGUGUCAAACAGUACUGGGUUGGCAGCUCCAGUAACAACAGCACAGAACCUGAUGAACAAUAGGCCAUCAAAGACGGGGAGGAUUGAAGAAGCAUAAACUGCUGUGUGAAUCCGAAAAAGACCGAACUUCGAUUCAAAAGAAAGAAAGUAGGUUCCACGAAAUGGUAAGAAAUGCCAGAAUGCAGGAUGCUUAGCAGUGAUUCAAUUGGUAUGGAAGCAGCAUGAUGCAGAAGGGGGGAAAAGUGAAAACCCUUCAUGGGUGGCAAUGCAUAGUUAAUUUAUUCCAUUGUUUGAUUUUAUAUAUGCAGUAGAUGUGAUUUGGGAACUAUGUUGGAUACAAUUUACAGAUCAAUAUUGAUUUGCCUGAAUGUUGUCUUAGUGGUUGCUGCCCAAAAUGGGGUUAGCAUCAAUCAUGAAAGCUCUGAAUUUUCUUCAUCUAUGUCUGCUCUGUAGUACCCAUAUAUAUUUUUCCUCAUACUGAUCGUCGAAUGAUGUUAUUCUAGCAACGAAGAAUAAGAAGCCAACUGGAGAGGUUGAGCUGGCAAUUUGUGGGUCCCAC
Molecule: messenger RNA, 2987 nt
Organism: Linum tenue
Lineage: Eukaryota; Viridiplantae; Streptophyta; Magnoliopsida; Malpighiales; Linaceae
Source: the annotation of a GenBank genome assembly